This is a messenger RNA of Aethalodelphis obliquidens (Pacific white-sided dolphin), 2378 nucleotides long. RefSeq names its product distal membrane arm assembly component 2 (gene DMAC2). Lineage: Eukaryota; Metazoa; Chordata; Mammalia; Artiodactyla; Delphinidae. The record is from RefSeq and is a predicted model, not a curated record. Gene Ontology annotation, cellular component: SCF ubiquitin ligase complex. Bases 526 to 1299 code for a protein of 257 amino acids. Gene Ontology annotation, biological process: SCF-dependent proteasomal ubiquitin-dependent protein catabolic process; mitochondrial respiratory chain complex I assembly. The transcript has 6 exons.
UCUAUCCACAAGACUUCAUAUUGAAUUUUCAUAUUAAGAUGUAGCCUGGAACUCCAAACUGAAAUUGCCAACACAUCACAAUACUAGUCUUGAGAUCUCACCUCUGUCCUUUACCCUGAGGUCUAACCUCACCAUCUACUGGACGCUUCCCUUCCCUGACCCUGCUUUAAAGAAGAGGCGGACAGUUUCUCAACGCAUCAUUCCCUGUUCUAAGGAGGUAGCAAGUUAGAGGUAGAAGAAGUCCUCAGGCGGACUAAGAGUGCAGUCGGAGGGAAGGAUGGUAUUCCGACAGGAAGAACUGCCCACGCUCUCCUAGGGAAAGGCUGCCGAGUCCCAUUUUAAGGCCCAUGGCAGAGGGAGCUCCAAGCAAUCCCUAAACCCGAGAAGAGUAAUAAGUGUGUACUCCUUUAAGAGGAGGGCUGGAAAAAUGGACGGGGCGCGGCCAUAAGAGAAGACGCCCAACCCUGAACCGGGUGGGUUAGGUAAGAAAAGACCAGCCCCUUCCGGUUACGUAAUCCUAGCGAGAUGGCGGCCCCCGGGGCGUCCCUUCGCCUGGUGGCUCCAGUAUGGAACAGGGGUACGAGCGGCAUCCGUGGCCUGAGCAGGUCAGUGGACCCAGAGGGCAGUCAGAGGAAGGGGAGGACGCUGCUCCAGUUCCUGGCUGACCACUUCUAUGAUGUGGAGGCUGUGAGGGAGUACCUGCUCCAGAAGCAGGUGUUGAAGGUGCUCCAGAAAAAUCGGUCCUCCACCUACAUCAAGGAGCGAUAUGGCCCCUACGUCGCAGGUGCCUAUUUCAUCCUGAAGCAGGGAGGCGCAGUCAAGUUUCAGGACAAGGAGUGGAUGCGGCCAAAUGGGCGUGGUCUCUCUGGUGAGCUCUGGAAGCUCCGGGAGGUGCCUAUAGAAGCUGUUGACGCCAGCGGCUGUGCCAUCACCUACCAAGGCCUGGACAACCUCUUGGCCCUGAAGGAGCUCCAGUCCCUGUCGCUGCAGUGUUGUCCCCACGUGGAUGACUGGUGUCUCAGCCGCCUCUACCAGCUAGCCAACUCGCUACGAGAGCUCUCGCUGGCCGGCUGCCCCCGCAUCUCUGAACGGGGCCUCGCCUGCCUCCACCACCUCCAGAACCUCCGCAGACUGGACAUCUCUCACCUUCCUGCCGUGUCCAACCCAGGCCUCACUCAGAUCUUGGUGGAGGAGAUGCUGCCCAACUGUGAGGUUCUGGGGGCUGACUGGGCCCAGGGCCUCAAGUUCGGGCCAGAGGAGCAGUCCCGCGACACAGCCAGCAGCCCCAUCCCUGCCUAGCCUUUGGCCCCGUCCGUGUGGAGCUGGGUCUCAGCCGGGUUGUGCUGAGAGGUUAACAGCUCACCCUUCUUCUAGCUUCCAGUUGGGUUCACUCAACUCGGGGGGUCGGGCUAGGAUCAGAGGCACUGGCAGGUCAGAGGCAAGAGGAGUGAGGUGGCUUGUCCCCUACCGCGGGGGUGCUCUGGCUGGCUGCACCCUGGGGUGAAGCUCGCAGCUCCUGUCAGCCUGUCAGGCAGCCCUUUCCACACCAUUCUCUCCUUCCCAGUUCCAGGAACCCCCUUCUCCUGCCUCUUCAGGCCUGGGGGAGGUAAGGGCUUCUGGCUGCAAGUAGCCUCAGGGAGUUGCACUCUCCCUUGUGGUGCUCCCACAGCGCGCCCACCUCUAUGUCAAGAAACUUCUCUUGACUUUUGUCAGAGAAACUUCUCGACUUUUCUCAGAAGACUCUUGUAGGAUUAUCUCACUUGAGUGUGCUACUGUUUCCUGCCAGGACCUGACUGAUACAGAAGGUGCUAUGGGCAUUUUAUAGGGAUGGUUCUUCCCUGUGUGGGACGACUUAAGCUCAGGCUGAAGCAUCCCUGGGCCACACCCACUAAAUGCUGGGAGCAUCCUAAGCCCCAGUGUUCUCGCUUAUUGAGUUACUGACUCAGCUCCAAAUUCAGCUUGCUUGUUUGCUCUGUGAAAAUUGAUCCUGGGCCUUUGAAAUAUUUUUCCUUUGCUAAGUGGCCUGAUAAGGUUUGCCAGUAGAGGGCGCUCGAGAGACGUUCCUUGAGAGAGGCAAGGCUUUUGCUUUCUGGCGGCACUCAGGAGUGCCAGCUCAGCGGCCCUGCAGCACAUGACUGCCCCGCGCACCUGCUUCCUGAAGCGUCAGGUGGUCAGCAGCUUCCCCGGCACCCACCACCCCUGACCUGGCAGUUCUAUAGAGCCUCCACUGACGCACCUCCCUGUGAAUGCCUCUCCACCACACCCCCGAAGGUGGAUUUCCAGUAAAUUCCAAGGCACCUUACCAAUGAAUCUCCCUCCUUAUUUCACUUUGCUGUGAAAGUCAUUAAUUCUCUAUAUUAAACUUUUCCCUGUUCAAA